AAGCGACCCAGCAACGGGUCACACUGCUGAUCUAGAGAUUUUUCGAGGCGUAAUUUACACUCUACACAUUUGACAAACUUCCAACAAAGGGAUAAAUGCAACAGCAAAAGCAUCGUUUGAAAUAUGAGUCGAAAGGGAACGCGAGAACAAAAUGAUAUAUCGCUGAUAAUUGGGACGCUGCCGAAACGUCUGCAGAAUAAAAUCGCUGCCAGCUGCAGCCACGCAGCAGCAGCAGCAGGAACAACAGCAACAACAACAAAAGCGUUUGCGACGGAGACGGAAAACGCAGAGAAUGCGGAGCCAGUGGCUACGAUAGCGAAUGCUUCAAGGCCAGUCGCCAUCCUGAGCAAUGCGGCCGCAGGAAAGGGUAAAACCGAUGCCCAGGUCAAACAACCCGUUUUGGAUACCAGCGGGAAAGUGGCGCGAGAAGGCGGGAUUCCGGGCAUUCUGCGCGUGGCCACCUCGGUGGCGGGAGAGGGUAAUAGGAAUGGACAGGGUCAGGGCAAGAGCGGACACAGUGCUCGGCGCAGGGGUCGCAACUCGCACUUUGGCAAGGACAAGGAGCACGCUCCGCAGUCGCCAGUGACGCGCACUCGUUUGACCACCGAACAUCCGGAUUGGUUUGAGCCGCUGUUGAGCCUGCCCCAUGCCAAGAACAUAGUCCACCUGUACGAUCAGCUCAUGGUCCUCAAUCAGCGAAAUCUUGUACUGAUAAACUGGAAGAACUUUUGCUACAUUCAUGGUCAGCUGCAGGACGCUUUCAAACAACUUUGUUUAGAGCAAUUGAAAUUCGUGUGCGAGCACAAGGUUGAUGUCUUCUUUUGGAAACUGCUCUUCUACAAUGUGCGGGAUUACCUGAAGCGUCAGCAAACGGACCAGGCGCAUACCCAUACGCUCCUGUUGAUUGAGCAGGCCACAAAGUUCUAUCGCAUGCUCUACGACAAGCUGAUGGCCAAGUGCGUGGCAUCGUCGCGCUGCGAGAGCGCUCUUAAAGUGGUGGCCCAGAGGCUGCUCAUCUGUCUAGGUGAUCUGUCGCGCUACCGGGUUAACCAUGUCAAGGCAACGGAUUACCUGGAGGCGGCCAGAUACUAUCAGCGGGCGCAGGAGCUGGUACCUGGCAAUGGGGCACCUUACAACCAGCUGGCGGUCAUAUCCAUUUAUCAUCACAAGCGCUUCGAUGCCGUUUAUUACUAUGUGCGCAGCUUGUUGACAUCGAACUCCAUUCAGACUGCCAAGGAAAGCCUGUUGGAUCUGUUCGAUGAGAUUCGGCGCAAGUACGAGGAGACCGAGAUGAAACAAUCUCCCAUGCACUAUGCAGCUGCAUCAAAGAAUCAAAAGUCGAAGCAAAUGCGCAAGGAGGUAUGGAUCUAUCCGGAUGGCAUCAGACGCCUACAUCGCACCGAUGACAAGGGAAACAAGGCGAAGGGCAACAAGGCCACCAUGGCGGAGGUCAAUCGUUACGAGGAGAUGGCGCCGGAGGAGCUUCUGCCCCGUAUUAUGUCCCUUUAUCUGUACUUGAUAGGCAAACUCUACACAGGCACAGAUGUGGACUCGUUAUAUCCGCUGCUAAGGAAACUGCAAAUCCAAAUAGGCGUCGCACUGAAGCACGACAACCUGUUGUCACGCUCCAAACUGCUGAAAAUAGUGGCACUCAACUUGUUCGUCGUCGAGCACAACAAACGGAAAACGUCACGCCGUGAGAUGCGUUAUCACAGCUUCAAUUUUGCCAACUCAUUCUUUGGGCUCAUGGUGAAGAAAACAAACCAGCUGCUGGCUGGUUUUGUGGAAGACUCUACAAACAUCCAGUGUCUCCCAGAAGAAGAUUUUACGACUGUAAACACAUAUCUUCUGUACGUAAAUGUUUAUGUACAUUGGUUGGGCAUCAAUUCGGACGUGUGGGAACCUGUCAGAUCGGAAGAACACUCUUUCAUCGAUUGCUGGGCUGAGCUAACCACCCUUUUUGAUUACAUUGAAUGCUUGAUGGGAAAGCACAAACUGGAGAAAAAAGAAAUACUGUUGGAUGAGGAUGUUGCCCUCAGCGGUUUCAAUCCGUUGGGCCGUGAAACGCUAAGCAAGGAUUGCCUUAAACGAGGAGCCGAGCGUCUUCAGUUUUUCGAACGUGUUCGUAGGAUUGGUCAGUUCCAAGCAUACUACGUCGAGCAUCAAGAGGCUCUCCAGCAGCCGUUGGAAUCGAGCUUCAUUAUUGAGCAUUUAAACGCAGCGAUGAAGAACGCAUUGGAAAGCUUUGAUGCCGAAAGUUGUGGUCUUACGGCGAACGUUUCAAAGAUUCACAGUCCGGCCGUUGAGGAAUUGUUGUGUCGUUCAACUGAUAGCGAUGUUUCUGAGCUGUGCAAGCUGAAGAAGGAACUGGAGGCCAAGGCUAGAGUUAAGCAGAUAUGCACCAGCAAGCUGGAGGACAUUCUCAAGUUCGUGGACACGAAAAUAUACAUCGAGGUGCGACCGCGCUACCUUCUACCGGAUACCAACUGCUUUAUCGACUGCCUUGAAGACUUCGAGAAACUGUCCACAGAGUUUAAACGCUAUACUCUCAUUAUACCGCUGACAGUGGUAAAGGAACUGGAUGGUCUCUCCAAGGGCGUUAAGUUGGACUCUUACCGCAGCUCGAAGCAGACGCAGCGCAUCCACCACUUUGACGAGGUGUCGUCGCGGGCCAAAAAGUCGUUAGAGUUUAUCAAGUCGGCCAAAAGCAAUGUGAAGUGUGCUACCACGAAGGGCUCGUUUGUCAAUGCUUCGGUGUUUGCUCUAGUUGAGGAGGAGUAUCUCUCCAACGACGACAAGAUUCUGGCAACGGCAAUGGCUGUCUCGAAAACAUCGAAAUCCGAACAAUGCACAGAUGGCAAGUGUUUCAUUCAAACGGAAUUGGUGCUCAUUACCACCGAUCGAAAUUUGCGUGUGAAGGCUCUUUCUCGCAACUUGGCUGUCAGCGCGUUGGAUGAGUUCCUGCAGUGGGCCAAGGACUGCCGCGAAUCAACCUGAAAGCCGACUUGCGCUGCGAGUGGACCGGCUAACAAUUGGAAUGGACUUGCACAUCGCACAGUGGUGGUGCGGAGCGAGCUCGAGAUAUUAUAUUACCUACAUUAUACAUAAAUGACUAUGUAAGUCGGGGUCGGAAGAUGCAGACACAUACGCUGACUGCGGAUACGUACACGACGUGGAUUCCUGAGGACUGGUCACGGGUACACAGGCGCGGAUGUUGUGGUGUUUCCCCGGGUUGAUGCUUUGAUGAAGCACAUCUCGUUGGUUUCCAAUCAUCUAAUUUGUUUUUUCUCACUUCUUCAAAUUUAUAUUUUGUGACUUUCGGAAUUAAAUCAUUUUGGAUUGUUGUUCAA
Drosophila santomea is the source of this 3350-nucleotide messenger RNA. RefSeq names its product telomerase-binding protein EST1A (gene Smg6). Gene Ontology annotation, biological process: nuclear-transcribed mRNA catabolic process, nonsense-mediated decay. Gene Ontology annotation, molecular function: protein binding; telomerase RNA binding; telomeric repeat DNA binding. Gene Ontology annotation, cellular component: telomerase holoenzyme complex. The transcript is spliced from 10 exons. Bases 124 to 2997 code for a protein of 957 amino acids. NCBI's taxonomy places the organism in Eukaryota, Metazoa, Arthropoda, Insecta, Diptera, Drosophilidae. The record is from RefSeq and is a predicted model, not a curated record.